AGGAGAGAAAAUGCAACAAGAUGAGGAUACCCAACCGAGGCUGAGCGUGGGAGGAGCCCCCACCUGAGGCUGGCAUCUCUUCUUCCUUCUCCGGCGUUGAUUUUGCUCGCCCCUUCUCAACCAGAGGCUCCGCUCCAUCCAUCCAUCCAUCCACGCUGCUGCUGCUACUGCUUCUCUCCACCACACUUGCUGCUGCACCUACGUCGGCUGUUCUUCUACCUCUCCACCGGAAAACUGCUGCCGCUCCAUUGCUUCGGCAACCUGCUCAGGUCUAUCUCCAUGUCUCCAGUCCAGUCAUCGUCUUCUAAUUUUGUACAUCACAUGUAUAACUAGAGAGCAAAGAUAAAUUCUUGCCCAGCCAGAGAUGACUGGAAUAAUGGUGAGCGCUUCAACCGGGGUGAUGAACUCUCUCCUGGGUAAGCUGGCCACCCUGAUGGGGGAGGAGUUCGCCAAGCUGAAGAACCUGAGGAAGGAGGUGAAGCACAUCAGCGAUGAGCUGAGCAGCAUGAAGGAUGCUCUAGAGAGCCUUGCAGAUGUGGAUACACUAGAUAAACAGACCGCUAGCUGGAGGGACGCGGUCAGGGAGAUGUCGUAUGACAUCGAGGAUAUUAUUGAUGACUUCAUGUGCAAAAUUGGGGAGAAAAGCAAAAAAACUGGUUUUAUCCACGACACCAUUCAACGCCUCAAAACUUCAAGGGCCCGCCAUCAGAUCGCUGGGAAGAUUGGGGACAUCAAGAAACUUGUGCGUGAAACAAGUGAGCGGCGUGAAAGAUAUAAGAUUGAUGUCCCCAAAUCGGGCAAUGUGGUAGUUGACCAACGCGUUGUGGCGCUCUAUGAAGAAUCAUCUAAACUUGUUGGUAUGGAUGGCCCAACCAAUAGGCUUGUCAGUUGGCUAAAAGAUGAGGAGAUGAUGUUGAAGAUUGUAUCAGUUAUUGGUUUUGGAGGUUUGGGAAAAACAACACUUGCCAAUCAGGUAUACCAUAAGCUGGAGGGUGAAUUUCAGUGUGGUGCAUUUUUGCCGGUGUCUCAAAAGCCAAAUAUGCCAAAACUUCUUCAUAGUUUAUUAACCCAACUUGGGUGUGGACAAUAUUGUCAUGACUGUGAGUUAAAUGUUCUUCUCAACCAAGUCAGAGAAAAUCUAAAAAACAAGAGGUACUUGGUUAUUAUCGAUGAUCUAUGGGAUGUAUCAGCAUGGAAUAUUAUUAAAUGUGCUUUCCCAGAAAAUAAUCUUGGUAGUAGAUUAAUAGUAACUACAAGAAUCAAGACUGUGGCUGGGGCAUGUUGUUUCAGUUACCAUGAGCACAUUCUUGAAAUGAAACCUCUUAGUGAAGAAGACUCAAGGAAAUUGUUUUUUGGUAGGAUAUUUUUCUCUGAAGAAGCUUGUCCAGGUCAACUCAGAGAUCUUUCAGUUGAGAUUCUCAAGAAGUGUGGUGGUUUGCCACUUGCAAUCAUUUGCAUAUCCAGCCUAUUGGCAAGUGAACGUUUCAACCAAAAGGAGAGGUGGAAACAUGUACUGAAUUCAUUGGGGUCUGUGUCAGGCACAAAUCUUACCUUGGAAGCAAUGAGACAGAUCUUGAACCUUAGCUACAAAAAUCUUCCUCACCACCUCAAGACAUGCUUCUUGUAUCUUGGUAUGUUUCUGGAGGACUCUGAAAAAUAUAGGCAUGAGUUGGUAAGCCUAUGGGUUUCUGAAGGCUUUGUUAGUAAAGCACAUGGACAAAAUCCAAAACAGAUUGCGAUAAGUUAUUUUAAUGAGCUUGUCAACAUGAGUCUUAUUCAACCUGCACAGGUUGACAUGCAUGGGUCAGUGUUAACUUGCAAAGUACAUGAUAUGUUGUUGGAUCUUAUCCUGUACAAGUCCGCGGAAGAGAAUUUUAUCACUGUAGUAGACAACCCAGAGGCCAUUACAGGACAGCUUCAAAAGCCCCGUCGGGUGCUCUUCAACUUGGAUGGUGCAACAUUACCAAGGGACGUUAAUAUGUCACAAGUGCGAUCAUUUGGAAACUGGAGAGGCUCCAUGAAUAUACCUUUUUUGGCAGAAUUCAAGUAUCUUCGAGUUUUUAUUGCUGACUUCAGUUCUAGUUCUGUUGAUGGCAACCGGAAAAUCGACCUGACAGGAUUGUGUAAGUUAUAUCAGCUGCGACAUAUACAGAUUGAAGGCUGUGAUAACUGCCAGCUACCAACGCAGAUUAGAGGGCUACAAAAGUUGGAAACAUUUGAUAUAGAUGGGUCCUGUAUCCCAAUGGAUAUUUUUCACCUGUCCUGUUUGUUGUCUCUGCAUAUUUUUCACCUGCCAUGUUUGUUGCCUGAGGGCAUUGGUAAAAUGACAUGCCUACAGCGUCUGAGAUGGUUUGACACACUGCACACCUCAAUCGACAGUAUCAAGGGCCUAGGAGAGCUUACCAAUCUGAGACUUCUGUACCUCACAACCGGUUUUUCUGAAGAUGUGGACAUGGAUGUUCUAAACUCUUCUUUGGCGAAACUUUGUAACCUCGACUCCCUGAACCUAUUUUCACCUGAUUCUUGGAUACCUGAGGCACUAACCUUGUCGCCUCCUCCCCCCAACCUCAUGGGACUCUCCAUGAUGCGAAUAUCCCGGGUCCCAAACUGGAUUGGGGAACUCCACAACCUCCAGAGCUUGCAUAUCACUGUUGAUAAGCUAGACAAGGAUGAUGUUGGUAUUCUUGCAGGGUUACCCGCCCUCAUGGACCUAGAAUUAACGUUCAGUAGAGCCCUGGAAGAAACAAUUGUCAUCUAUGGGACAACAUUCGCAAUCCUGAAGCGGUUUGUUGUCUACUGGACUGUCAUGCCACAACUGACCUUCCAAGCCGGAGCAAUGCCUAAGCUCCAGAGCCUCUCUCUACCUUUGAACGCCAGGGGGUGGAAGCAGGACGAGAGCGCCACACCUACAGGCAUCGAGCACUUGUUAGCACUUGAAAGAAUCUCUGUGGGGAUUGCGAGUGGUACUGAAUCUGAACAGCGAAGCGCAGAGUCUGCCAUUAGGAGCGCUAUCAACAUGCAUCCCGGCCUUGCUCACAUUAAAGUCGAUAUCCAAUGUUACUAACAAACAGUUUUUUUUUAUUUGGUCGUACCAGCCACGUCCAGCAGCUGGUAUGUUCAAAUUUCCAUCUCCAAUCUCCUGACUCCAGUCUGUCUCUUAGUUUCCUAACUUGCAGUUUGGGCUGUAGCUCGCCAUAAUACUGCACCUUUAUUUUUGUUGUAGCAAGACUUUGUAGAUCUAUGCAGAUUUAAAAAUUGCAUAUGCUUCAUUAAAUUGAAAAUCCGGAGCUCUACAAAUUUUUUUUCAACAUUUGAGCAGUUAUGAUUUCCUUUAUGAACGGUUGUUAAGCGAGUCUUUGGAAAUGUCUAGGUCGAGUGUGCGCAAUAAAAUUUGAGGUGCAUAUAGAUUGAAGUAAAGUAGCCCUGUAUGUUAGCACUGUUUGAUUAACUAGGUAACACACAGGUAUUUUAGAGAGUUCAGCCAUUCUCAUAGACACUGAUUGUCAGGGAAGGCGGUUCUUUUAUAUGGAGCAAUAAGAUGAGGCACGCCAAGGAACAUUGAGGUGUCUCCAACAUUUAUGUUGUAUUGUAGUGGAUGGAGAUGGAUUGCUGCAUUUUCUCCCUGUCGGGAAUACCGAGCUAUCACUUUGCUUUGUUCUGCUAGUUAUCUCGACGAACUGUUUACACUUUGUCUCAAAGAUUAUGCACGAUUACGCUUUGCUUGGGUUCUCCUGUAGUAGUGCUUGAUUGGUGGGCAGGAGAAGCCAGGGAUCAUAUGUUCUUGUUAUUGUUGUAUAUGUGUACGUUUGCUUCUUUCAUCAAACGUAUUCAACUGAACAUCUAUUUCUUGUACUGUUUGCAUUUCUCAAAAAGUCAGUUUAUAUGUUGUAUUUCA
Molecule: messenger RNA, 3895 nt
Organism: Triticum aestivum (bread wheat)
Lineage: Eukaryota; Viridiplantae; Streptophyta; Magnoliopsida; Poales; Poaceae
Product: disease resistance protein RGA5
Exons: 3
Coding region: 365-3064 (899 amino acids)
Biological process (GO): defense response to other organism
Molecular function (GO): ADP binding
Source: RefSeq, a predicted model, not a curated record